AUGUGGCACUCAUUCAGACGAUCAAACCUGUCAGAUAAAUUGGACCUGCCUUCCCGUCUUCCAUCUAGUUAUCUCCCCUUGUCAGAACACCAUAAAAUCCGAGAGACACAUGUAUUUAUUUGUCAUCCUUUCUGUUCCUCCUCCUCCUUCUUCUUCCUUUUUCUUUUCCUCCUCUUCUUCUUCUUCCUUUUUUGUUUCAGACUCCUUUUUCCUUCUUUUAUUUUUUUAUAUUUAUUUGUCAUCCUUUCUGUUCCUUCUUUUUCUUCUUCUUCACCUCCUCCUCCUCCUCCUCCUCUUCUUUCUUUGUUUCAGACUCCUUUUUCCUUCUUUUAUCUUUUUAUAUUUAUUUGUCAUCCUUUCUGUUCCUCCUUUUUCUUUUCUUCUUCUUCUUUUUCUUCUUCUUCUUCUUCUUCUUCUUCUUUCUUUGUUACAGACUCUUUUUUCUUCUUUUAUCUUUUUAUAUUUAUUUGGCAUCCUUUCUGUUCCUCCUUUUUCUUUUUCUUCUUCUUCUUCUUCACCUCCUCCUCGUCCUCCUCCUCCUCUUCUUUCUUUGUUUCAGUCUCCUUUUUCCUUCUUUUAUCUUUUUAUAUUUAUUUGUCAUCCUCUCUGUUCUUCAUCCUCCUCCUUCUUGCUUUUUCUUUUCUUCUUCUUCUUCUUUUGUUUCAGACUCCUUUUUCUUUUUUUUUUCUUUUUUUAUAUUUAUUUGUUUUCCUUUCUUUUUUCCUCCUCCUCCUCCUUCUUCUUCUUCAUCUUCUUUAUUGGAAUGCUUGUUUCACUUUCUUUUACAUAGUUAUUUUUAUCAAAAUCUGUUCUUCUUCAUCAUAUCUUAUUCUUAUUCCCCUACUCCUUCUCUUUCAGGUAAAAACUAGUUUUUACGUUGUUAUAUUUCUUUGCAUCUCUUCUUCCCCUUCCCUCCUCCUUUUUCUUUUCACUUAA
Messenger RNA from Acanthosepion pharaonis, 936 nucleotides. Lineage: Eukaryota; Metazoa; Mollusca; Cephalopoda; Sepiida; Sepiidae. The record is from the annotation of a GenBank genome assembly.